Messenger RNA from Plasmodium knowlesi strain H, 744 nucleotides. RefSeq names its product Plasmodium exported protein, unknown function. The transcript has 2 exons. The record is from RefSeq and is a predicted model, not a curated record. Bases 1 to 744 code for a protein of 247 amino acids. Lineage: Eukaryota; Apicomplexa; Aconoidasida; Haemosporida; Plasmodiidae.
AUGAAACCUUACAGUUGUCUCGUACAUAUUAACUUAAAACAUAGUAGUGCGUCAGAUCGAGUUAGAAACAUGUCUACAUGGAAAACUUCCACGUCGUCCAUAAAACCGAGAAAUAAAAAUAUAACUAUAAAUACAAUCACCUUUUUUACAAAUAUUAUAUAUUUAUCCCUUUUAUUGUGCAUAUUCCAAGGAUCUUUCGACUACAGGGACGUAAAUAAAUUCUCUACCAAAUAUACAAAAAAAUUUAAUGGUAAAGCGACAGGUAUCACAUUUAAGAGAAAUCUGGCCCAAGAUUACUAUGACAAUGUACCUGAAGUGCCAGAGGAAAAUGUAUUAGAACCAGAUGAUGCAACCACAGAGACUGUUGAAUUUCAUAACUCCAGUUACCCCCUUGAAGAAGAUGAACUUGAUGAUAGUGAAAAUUUAGAUGAACUUAUUGAAGCAUGCGAAAAAGAAUUUGAAGAUAUUCUUAUAGAUAUUACAGACCAGUUUGUAGAAUUUACAGACGAUAUGAAUCAUUACUGGUGUGAUAAAAUGUGGGAAAUUGUAUGGUGUAAAUACGCGGAUAAUGUGUACACUAGUGUGAUGAAAAACCUCCAAGACCCAAAACUUUCUUUAAAUGAAAAAAAAAAUAUUUUCAAAUUUUUGAUGGAAUGGUUUAGGAAAGAUUUCAAGUGCUUCUUGAAAUUGAUUAAGGAAGAAUGGGAUUUGCGGGAUGAACCAGAGCAAUACUUAGAAAGAUAA